Psilocybe cubensis is the source of this 750-nucleotide messenger RNA. RefSeq lists its product as uncharacterized. The coding region runs from base 1 to 750 and encodes 249 amino acids. The transcript is spliced from 4 exons. The record is from RefSeq and is a predicted model, not a curated record. Lineage: Eukaryota; Fungi; Basidiomycota; Agaricomycetes; Agaricales; Agrocybaceae.
AUGCCACUGAGACUCAUCGACGAUGAAGACCGCAAUGGCUACAGAAUUGAAGCGCUGGCAAUCGUGGUGUCAGGAAUAGCUUACGGCAUUGUCCUCAUGCUAUUUUUCAACACAUUCUGGCUUGUCGUUAGGACCAAGGAGCAACGAAUGAGGACAUAUAUGUUGGCCUACACAUGCGUCAUGGUGGCACUCAGCACUGGAGCAAUGAUCCAAGAGGUCAUAUACUUGAUGCGAGACGUUCUGUCGACAAGUGCGGAGCGAGGAGAUGCUCAGUCGUUAAUGGUAGUGUUGGCAUCCUUGAAAGGUAUUCCACUUACGCUUCCAUUCACCAUGUGGGGUGCUGAUGGCGUAUUGAUAUGGAGAUGUAUAAUUCUCUACAGGGGAAUCUCUUCAACUUCCAAAUACAUAUUAUACGGAACGCUAGCAAUUAUAUCGCUGGCUACAAUUGGUGGUGACAUCAUAAUUCUUUCCCCUCUGCAUCUCGGCAAAAUAAGCAGAGGAACAGGCGUAUCCAUCAUUGCAAUGUCAACAGUUCUCUGCAACAGUGUUCUAUCCGGACUCGUUGCAUUACGAAUAAUUCACUACGAUCGAGCUUUGAGACAGACUGGAAUGGCCAAUCACGAGUCUCUUAAUUCGAAUUACAACCGAAUUGUCACUAUAUGCGUGGAAUCUUCCAUCCUGAUUGUCCUUGUGGGCACGAUUUUUAUCAGUUGCCCAAGGCAGGGCAUAUUCUUCAAUCAAUUCGGUUAG